Messenger RNA from Crotalus tigris (Tiger rattlesnake), 1537 nucleotides. RefSeq names its product early growth response 3 (gene EGR3). The record is from RefSeq and is a predicted model, not a curated record. Bases 181 to 1410 code for a protein of 409 amino acids. NCBI's taxonomy places the organism in Eukaryota, Metazoa, Chordata, Lepidosauria, Squamata, Viperidae. Gene Ontology annotation, biological process: regulation of transcription by RNA polymerase II. Gene Ontology annotation, molecular function: RNA polymerase II cis-regulatory region sequence-specific DNA binding; DNA-binding transcription factor activity, RNA polymerase II-specific. The transcript is spliced from 2 exons.
GCAACUUUUCUCUCGCAUGAUCUCCUCCGCACGGAUUUGCCCUUCGGGAUGUCGCCUUGUUGGGAACGGCGCUCGGAGUCACUUUGAAGCCUCCGGUGGCGCAGCGACGGCGGCGGCGGCGGCGGCGGCAGCUGCCUCGGUCUCUCCUCCUCUUCCUCUUCCUCCUCCUCCUCCAGUGCUAUGACAGGCAAACUCGUGGAGAAGCUGCCAGGGACCAUGAACACUUUGAUGAACCAGUUGCCUGACAAUCUGUACCCGGAGGAGAUCCCGAACUCUCUGAACAUUUUCUCCGGGAACGGCGAGGCAGCGGUGGUGCACUAUAAUAACCAGAUGGCGACAGAUAAUGUGAUGGAUAUUGGUUUAGCCCACGACAAGCCCGGCCAGGACUUGUCCUCCUACUCGGGCUCCUUCCAGCCCGCUCCCGGGGGCAACAAGACGGUGACCUACCUGGGCAAGUUCGCCUUCGACUCGCCGUCCAACUGGUGCCAAGACAACAUCAUCAGCCUGAUGAGCACCGGCAUCCUCGGGGUGCCGCCGCCCUCCGCCGGCGCGCAGGCCUCGACGGGCGGCAUGGUGCAAGCGCAAAGCCAGGGCGACGUGGACGGCAUGUACCCGGCGCUGCCCCCUUACUCCGCCUGCGGCGACCUCUACCCGGGCGACCCGGUCUCCUUCCACGACCCGCAGGGCAACGCCGCCGGCCUGGCCUACCCCACGCAGGACUACCAGGGCGCCAAGCAGGCCGGCGGCCUGGACGGCAACCUCUUCCCCAUGAUCCCGGACUACAACCUCUACCACGGCCACCCCAACGACCUGGGCGGCCUCCCGGAGCACAAACCUUUCCAGAACCUGGACCCGAUCCGGGUCAACCCGCCCCCCAUCACCCCGCUGGAGACCAUCAAAGCCUUCAAGGACAAGCAGAUCCACCCGGGCUUCGGCAGCCUCCAGCAGCAGCAGCAGCAGCCGCCGCCGCCGCUCACCCUGAAGCCCAUCCGGCCGCGCAAGUACCCCAACCGGCCCAGCAAGACGCCCCUCCACGAGCGGCCCCACGCCUGCCCGGCCGAGGGCUGCGACCGGCGCUUCUCGCGCUCCGACGAGCUGACGCGGCACCUGCGCAUCCACACGGGCCACAAGCCCUUCCAGUGCCGCAUCUGCAUGCGCAGCUUCAGCCGCAGCGACCACCUCACCACCCACAUCCGCACGCACACCGGCGAGAAGCCCUUCGCCUGCGAGUUCUGCGGGCGCAAGUUCGCGCGCAGCGACGAGCGCAAGAGGCACGCCAAAAUCCACCUCAAGCAGAAGGAGAAGAAGGCCGACAAAGGAGCCUCGGCCUCGGCGGCUGCCGGCCUCGGAGGCCCCGCCGGCUCGCCCGCCGUCUCGGGGCUGGCGCCCGUGGUCACCACCUGCGCGUGACGCUGCCCCCGCCGCCCCGACGCCUCCCAGUGCCUCCCGAGCCAGGCUGCCUUCGGGUGCGCCCUUGCGCCAAGCCCUGCUCGGGCCCCCGAUGGAAGGGGCGCCUUGGCGCGCCCGCCCCCCGUCG